This is a messenger RNA of Vollenhovia emeryi, 1195 nucleotides long. Its product is annotated as short transient receptor potential channel 6-like. Gene Ontology annotation, cellular component: membrane; cation channel complex. Gene Ontology annotation, molecular function: store-operated calcium channel activity; inositol 1,4,5 trisphosphate binding. The transcript is spliced from 5 exons. Lineage: Eukaryota; Metazoa; Arthropoda; Insecta; Hymenoptera; Formicidae. Bases 337 to 990 code for a protein of 217 amino acids. Gene Ontology annotation, biological process: manganese ion transport; calcium ion transmembrane transport; regulation of cytosolic calcium ion concentration. The record is from RefSeq and is a predicted model, not a curated record.
AGAGAGAGAGAGAGAGAAACAGAGAGAUAGAAAAAAAGAUCAAAGCUCUUCCUAUUUUCGCAGAUUCGCCGCACCAAAGCGCUCAAUCGCAUACGUUUACUUAUCAUACAUAUAUAUCGCCAUAUGGAACGUAUACGAAGGACCUUGUCAGUAUUUUCGAAAUAAAAGUUUAAGCUCGACCAAAGUCGAGCAACCGCCGCCUGUACAGUUAUUGUUAGCUAGCAAACCUGUACUCCUUGUGAUCCAUAGUCUAAUCGAUUACCUAUAACACGUUUUAGAGGCUACCAUGGGGAAUACCCGUGUGCAUAGGAAUCGUUCCACGUCACAUUUGACGUGAUGGUUAGUGUGAUUGAGAUCACGGAGAAUCUCUUCUUCGCCAUUUUUGGCCAAAAAGACUCCAGCCACUUUACGAUGUCAUUAGACCGCAAGCAGCAGCCGUGGUGGACGAUUAAUUUUUUCAAGGUGUCAUUUUCAUUAUACAUGCUCGUCAGCGUCAUAGUGUUGAUUAAUCUACUAAUUGCUAUGAUGAGCGACACGUAUCACAACAUUGUAUCACAGAGUGACAUCGAAUGGAAAUUCGGUCUCAGUAAAUUAGUUCGCUACAUGCAAAAAGCAAGGACAGCUCCAGCGCCGUUAAACCUCGUUACCACAUGGGCAGGACAUCUUAAGAACGUUUGUAUGAAGAAACGAAAUGCAAAGCAAAAAAUCGGCAGAUCGCAUGGAUACAUGGAACCUGAUAUGCAUCCAAGCGGUUUGCCAAAAUAUUCUACCAAUACUAGAAUGCUUCCACUACCGCGAGCAGCGAAGGAACGAAUCAACUUCUCAUUGCUUCAAUCAAGUCCGACUACCAGUCAAACUUCUUUAAAAAAUAUUCCGAAAAUACAAAACGUCAUCGAUUGGGAUAUAGUCCGAAGAAAGUAUCGUAUGCGAUUUGGGGAUGAAAUCGAGAAACCGUCUAGUGGAGAGGCGACGCUUGCUGAAAUGGCUUAAACAAUAAAGCUGACGCGCGCAAUAUACUCCAUUAUUACAUGCAAAUAUCCAUACGCGUAAUUUUUUUAUUAUUUUAUAUCGGCCUAUUUUAUAUCAUAAAGUACUUCUGAUAGAAAUAUCAUAUAAAUAAGCACUUUCUACAUUUGUACGUUUCCUUGCGAUAUCGCUAAUUGUAAUGAAAUACAUAUAAUACGUGUCAUAAGUG